Messenger RNA from Meloidogyne enterolobii, 687 nucleotides. The record is from the annotation of a GenBank genome assembly. Lineage: Eukaryota; Metazoa; Nematoda; Chromadorea; Rhabditida; Meloidogynidae.
AUGGCUAUUAAUAUAGGAGAUAAAAGAUCUAUUGCCGAAAUAAUAACUCCAGAGAUUGAAUUCAACGUCAACACUAAUGGAAUAACACUUCAAGCUAAAUCCAGAAUGAGUACUCCCCGCUUACUCCCAUUUGACCAAUGUGGACGAUGUCGAGAGUGCAAAUCAAUUGAAGUUGAAAUAGACUUCGUAGUGACCAAAGAAGGAGUGACGGUUUACUGUAAUCGAAUCAAAGGGAACCGAUUUGUUCCCUUUGAUACAAUUUAUGACAUGCCUGGGCAUUGUUUUUUUAGGAACAAAGGCCGCGUACUCAAUAUUCCUUUUGGUGAUCGAAACUGCGUUGAUCAGAAGAGACCUGUGAUUCAAUCGUUGUCAAGUUAUCCGAAUAAAACAAUUGAAAAAGAAAAUGAACCAAAUGUAGAGCAAGAACAUAAACAAGUUAUAAUUAACUCAAGUAUGGAUCUGGAUGUCAUUGAUAAACAAUUAGUAACAACAAAUGAAGUGACACAAGAGAAGAUCAAGACAAUAGAGGAAGACUUGGAUGAUUUUUUCAAAUCGAUUGGUGAUGAAAAGAAAGUCGUAAAGCGAAGUGUUAGUAAUGAAGAAAAAAUAAAUGAACCAUUUUACAAUGAUACGAUUGAUCCUAAUACUCAAAAAUUUACAGAAAUUGUAAACCCAAAUUCAAUUUAA